AUGCAGCAGUGCGACAGGGCAGUGGCAACACGUGCCUCAUCCGCUGCGGCCGGCGACGCGCUGCCCACCGGCCCCGCGCGCCUGGAGAAGCUGGCGGACGUGCUGACCAUGAUGUUCCCGCUCUGGGCGCUGGUCAGCGGCGUGGUGGCGGGCCGCCGCCCAGCCUCUCUCAACUGGAUCACCGGCGCGCAGUUCGAGGCCGGGUGCGUGUCCAACCCGGUGCCCAUCCUGUGUGGGUUCGCGGCCCAGUACGCCAUCAUGCCCAGCCUGGCGCUGGCCAUCUCCCGCGCGCUGGGCCUGUCUCCCGGCCUCUCCGUCGGCCUGAUCCUGCUCGGCUGCUGCCCCGGCGGCCAGGCCUCCAACAUCGCCACCUACGUGGCCAACGGUGACGUCGCGCUGUCGGUCAUCAUGACCGCCGCCUCCACCCUGGCCGCCACGGUCAUGACCCCGCUGCUCACCAGCACGCUGGCCGGGCGCUUCGUCCCGGUCAGCACCGCCGCGCUGGCGGCCUCCACCGUCAAGCUGGUGCUCCUGCCCACGCUGGCCGGCGUGGUGCUGAACGAGACGCUGCCGGGCCUCGUCGGCCGCGUGCGCCCCGCCAUGCCCCUCCUGGCCAUCCUGCUCACCGUGGUCCUCUGCGCCACGCCCGUCGCGCAGGUCGCGCCCCUCCUGGCGCUGCACGGCGCCUCGGCCUGCCUGCCGGUCCUGCUGCUGCACACGCUGGGCUACUUCUUCGGCUACCUCCUCCCGCGCGUGCUGGGGUUCGGGGAGCGAACCUCGCGCACCGUCAGCAUCGAGACGGGGAUGCAGAGCGCGGCCAUGGGCUACGCGCUCUCCACCAAGCACUUUGCCGACGUGCUGGUGGCCAUGCCCUCCGCCGUCUCCAUCCUCUUCAUGGUCUGGAUCGGGGCGGCGCUGGCGGUGGUCUGGCGCCUCGUCCCCAUCAAGGACGACAGACAUGCGGCCUGA
Molecule: messenger RNA, 969 nt
Organism: Auxenochlorella protothecoides
Lineage: Eukaryota; Viridiplantae; Chlorophyta; Trebouxiophyceae; Chlorellales; Chlorellaceae
Product: putative sodium-dependent transporter YocS
Exons: 3
Coding region: 1-969 (322 amino acids)
Cellular component (GO): membrane
Source: RefSeq, a predicted model, not a curated record